Molecule: messenger RNA, 1321 nt
Organism: Pelagomonas calceolata
Lineage: Eukaryota; Pelagophyceae; Pelagomonadales; Pelagomonadaceae
Source: the annotation of a GenBank genome assembly
AGCAGAUCAGCCUGCGCGCGCGGCCGACGCGCCAGCAGCACGGCCUCGCAGCACGUAAGGCAGGCCUAAAGCGGACACCGGCACUCCACGAGGGGCAGCCCUUCGCUCGCGCCGCAUACGCGCGCUGCGCAAAGCCUCAACAGACCGCCACGCCCUCGACGCCGCGCGACGCGCGGCCGGGACGCCACGGACCAUGGGUACCGACCGCUACAAGCGCCAUCCAAGGAACAGAGACGACCGCGACGACCGGCGGCCCCUCCGCAAGAAGAAGAAGGAGCGGCGCCGCCGCCGCGACGACGACCGCAGCGACGACGACCGCAGCGACUACAGCGACUACAGCGAUGAUGACAGACGCCGGCGCCGCAAGCGCAAGGAGCGCAGGGAGGAGAUCAUCGAACCCCCGCAUCAGAACUACAACCAGUGCCCGCUCUGCGAAGAUACUGAGCCGCCGCUCUGGCGCCGCGGCUACGUCAUCGGGAGCACGGACCGCGAACCGGACUACCCGCGGCUCGACGACCCGGCCCACAUCAAUUAUCAAGGACCGGAAUUACCGGACGCGUUUGCCGCGCAUUAUCAGCCCGGGAACUACUGUUUUGGCACGGCCUUCCGCGAGUCGGGCUACGUCAAGCCGCCUCCUCCCGUUCCGAAGGAGGUCGUCGAGGAGAAAAAAGAUAGAAAACUGAAGAAGCGCCGCGAGAAGCGGGCUCGUCGCGAAAAGGAGAAGCGCGAGAAACCCGUCCGGGAGCGCAAGGCGAAGGCCCGCGACUACCGCACGUUCCGCCACCGCCACGACAAGUACGACGACGAUAGCGCGUCGGACGAGGCCGGCUCGGACUCGGACUCCGAGUCUGAAUUAUCAGAGGACGCGUCGUCCUCCUCAGAAGAGUCGGAGGCCGAGUCCGUGACGAGCGAGGGCCGCGCGGUCCAGCGACGGAGGCGCAAGAAGAAGCGCGAGAAGAGGGAGCGCAAGAAGCAGAACAAGCGCGACGAGCGGAGACACCAGAGGCGGGAGCACUGGGUCGAGGUCGACUCGAAGCGCUUCCGGCGCCACGCGCGGCCCUUCGUCGUCCGCGCGCGCGACUGCGAGGAGGAGCGCGUCAUGGAAAGUUAUGGGGCGUCCUGCGUCUGCUCCCGAAGGUGGGGCGAGGAGUGGGCGCCGCGUCCGGCCGAUAGGGGCCUGAAGGACUUCGAGCGCAGCAUGGCGCGGUGCAUGGCGGAGCGCGGCUUCUGAGCGAUUCUGCCCCUCCCCGCGUUGGCGGCGGGAGCGCGCGCCCCCUUUGUGUAAGAGCCUCGGGCGCUAAUUUCGCAGCAAGUUUCGCAG